This is a messenger RNA of Zea mays, 1100 nucleotides long. Its product is annotated as Expansin-like A2. Bases 141 to 1100 code for a protein of 319 amino acids. Lineage: Eukaryota; Viridiplantae; Streptophyta; Magnoliopsida; Poales; Poaceae. The record is from RefSeq and is marked validated. The transcript is spliced from 4 exons.
CACUCCGAUUCCUUAGUCAUCAAACCCGCCCUUACAGUCUUAUCCAUCGCGGCCUCGCCGUCCAGCAGCUAGCUACGACCUAGCUCUGGGCCUCUGGCUCUGUGCCUCGCCCGAGCUGCAGCUCCACUCUCCGGUGCACCAUGGCCGUCCUGACGAAGGUGCUUCUCCGUCUCUUCUUCACCACUGGUGGCCUCAUCGUCUUCCUGUUGUUUCCCGCGUCCUGCCUUGCUCGUCCUCCUCAUUCCAGCAGCAACUACAACUACAACUACUACUGCGACUGGUGCCCUCGCCGUUCCACCGCCUCCCCCGACCUCGACGCGUCGUUGCUGCGUUCUUGUGGAACUAGUAGAGACGGCGACGACGGUGGCUUCGACUGCGGGUACGGGGCUGCGGAGCAGCUGGACGGAGGUGGAGCUCCCCACGUCGCCGCCGCGGGCGCCGACUCCUUCCGCGCCGGUGCCGGCUGCGGCGCCUGCUACCAGUUGAGGUGCAGAGACCGGAGGGUGUGCGGCGCCGGCGCCGUCAAGGUCGUCGUGGUAGCCGGCUUGGCCAACCGGACGGGGUUCGUGCUCACCCGAGAGGCUUUCGCUGCGAUGAUGGCCAGGCCGCGCGUUUCGUCCGAUGACCAACUGCUGCCCGGCUUGGGUGGCAAUAUGGUUGAGGUCGACUUCAGGAGAAUACCUUGCGAGUACAAGAACAGGAACCUGUCUGUACGCAUCGACGAGGAAGGGAGCCGGCACCCGGCGCACCUGGCCAUCACCUUCCUGUACCAGGGCGGGCAGACGGACAUCGCGGCCGUCGAGCUCUCGCACGCGCACGCGCAGCCGCCGUCGUGGCGGCCCAUGGCGCCCUUGCGCAGGCGCGGCAUCGUGACGUGGCGCACCUCAAGCGCGCCGGCCGGGCCGCUGCAGCUCCGCCUCGUCGUCACGGCCGGCGUCGGCGGCAAGUGGCUGCGGGCCGGCGGGGACGUGCUGCCGGCUGACUGGCGACCUGGGCAGGUGCACGACACGGGGCUCCGGGUCCGCGACGUCGCCCUGAGCUCCUGCGCCCGCUCCUGCCGCGGCGCCGCUACAGCCGGCGCCAGCGAGGAGCUCAGGUAG